Chrysoperla carnea is the source of this 564-nucleotide messenger RNA. RefSeq names its product selenoprotein S-like. The transcript has a single exon. Lineage: Eukaryota; Metazoa; Arthropoda; Insecta; Neuroptera; Chrysopidae. The record is from RefSeq and is a predicted model, not a curated record. Gene Ontology annotation, cellular component: Derlin-1 retrotranslocation complex; endoplasmic reticulum membrane; Derlin-1-VIMP complex. The coding region runs from base 62 to 505 and encodes 147 amino acids. Gene Ontology annotation, biological process: retrograde protein transport, ER to cytosol; endoplasmic reticulum unfolded protein response.
UAAAAUAAUAAAUUGUUCUCAUUACAAUUAAAUUUAUUACUUAAAUAAAUUAAUAUAUAAAAUGGAUUUUAUAUUUGAUGUUGUCGAUGGUGUCAUCGAUUUCAUAGCGAAUAAUGGUUGGUACAUAUUUAUAUCAUCUGUACUACUAAUUUACAUUUAUGUAAAUUAUGUGAAAGAUACACUUGAUAAAUAUUUACAACAAAGGGCUGAAACGCAAUACCUAAAUGAAGUUAAAAAGAAUCCAGACCUAUUUCGUGAGAAAGCUUUGGCCAUGGAAGAAGCACGAUUAAAAAUGCAAGAUAAGUAUUUACAAGCAGCUGAAAAGCAUAAAGAGAAACAAGAAUUACUUCAACAACAAAAACAAGCUGAAAAAAUAGAACGUACAAGUCAUGUAAAUGUUGGACAAAAAUUGGGUUUCAAACCUAAUGAAUAUAAUCCUUUAAUGGGAGCUGGUACUUCUGGUGGAUAUCGAGCACCAAAAAGAUCUUGUUGUGGUAAAAAAUAAUGAUUGAUGAAGAUGAUCUACGUACUAAUCUGUGAUUUGAAUAAAGUUUACAAUUUAUA